Molecule: messenger RNA, 918 nt
Organism: Corapipo altera (White-ruffed manakin)
Lineage: Eukaryota; Metazoa; Chordata; Aves; Passeriformes; Pipridae
Product: erythroblast NAD(P)(+)--arginine ADP-ribosyltransferase-like
Exons: 2
Molecular function (GO): NAD+ poly-ADP-ribosyltransferase activity; NAD+-protein-arginine ADP-ribosyltransferase activity
Source: RefSeq, a predicted model, not a curated record
GGGUCUCUGCGUUGGAAGGAAGAGGCCAUCGCCCUCCUGGCAUACACGUUGGAGACAGAUUUGUACAAGGAGUUCAACAGGGCCGUGCCCACGGCCGGGCACUCCCGCCAGGAAUAUCUGGACAAAUUUCACUUCAAGUUGGUGCAUUUCCUGCUGACCGAGGCCCUGGAUGACCUGCGGGAUGCCCAGACCCACCCCCGCUGCCUCCACGUGUACCGGGGGGUCCGAGGGAUCCGCUUCACUGCCCAGCCCGGUGACAUCGUCCGCUUUGGCCAGUUCACCUCUGCCUCCCUCAACAAAGAAAUUGCCAAGAGGUUUGGCACCGACACCUUCUUCGAGCUGGACACCUGCCAUGGCGCCAAAAUCCGGGACUUCUCCUUCAUGCCCUGGGAGGAGGAAGUCCUCAUCCCGCCCUUCGAGACCUUUAAUGUCACCAGUGUCACCCGCCAAGGGGACAAAACCCACAUCCAGCUCCGCCCCCACGGCGUGUACAGCAAAUACAACUGCGCGUGGCUCCGAGGCAGCAGCAUCCGCAGGGAACCCCCAAGCCUCACUGGGCUCCUCCUGGCCAUGCUGGCCCUGGCAGUGGCCAUCGGCACCCCCUGAGCCACGAGGACACCGCUGUCACCUCUGCCACCGUGCCCGGCCAAGACGAGGGCUCAGGAACGGAGCCACCGGUGUCACCAGGACGGCAGGACGGGCCGGGGGGCACGGGGACCCCCCGCUGCAGGGGGACACUGCACAAGCCCAGGGGACGCCCUCCCUGAGCGAUGGCUGGGGGUUGGGGGGCAGCUGAGUGGGGGCAUAGGGGGGAUUUGCUUCUCUUUGGGGAUUCUUUUCUCCCUUCCAAUAUUUUGACUUUUCUUUCCAAUUAUUAAAGUGGUUUUAGCACAACCCAUGAGUUUCCUUCUUCCUUUA